AUGGUUGGGAGUAUCCUUUCACAGCACCGAUGUGUGGAGUCAGCCAAAAUCCGCAACAAAUACCCUGACAGAGUACCGGUGAUAGUGGAGAAGGUGUCGGGCUCCCAGAUAGUGGACAUCGAUAAGAGGAAGUACCUGGUGCCCUCCGACAUCACGGUGGCCCAGUUCAUGUGGAUCAUCAGGAAACGGAUCCAGCUGCCCUCAGAGAAAGCCAUCUUCCUGUUCGUCGACAAAACCGUCCCUCAGUCCAGCCUGACGAUGGGCCAGCUGUACGACAAGGAGAAGGACGAGGACGGCUUCCUGUACGUGGCCUACAGCGGAGAGAACACCUUUGGUUACGACACCUUUUAUACAGCACAGGGUUAA
Menidia menidia (Atlantic silverside) is the source of this 366-nucleotide messenger RNA. The record is from the annotation of a GenBank genome assembly. Lineage: Eukaryota; Metazoa; Chordata; Actinopteri; Atheriniformes; Atherinopsidae.